AUGUACAGGGCAGUAGUUUUUCCUCCUUUUAAGUUGCUUUGCCGGAGAAACAUGAACGCCCGCUAACUGGCAGCUGCGGACGACUGGCCACCCUGCCCUAUUUUACCCAGCGGACUCAACAGAGAAACACACCGGGGUACUAUACAUGAGCUCUGAGUCUCUGGAAUAAGGUGGGCAAGUGCCGAAGUCGCGCAACGAAGACGAGACAGGAUGAUAGUGAGAGGGCCUGGCAGAGAAAGAAAAUAGAGAGAAAGGAAAGGAGGAGGAAAUAACGAGGCAGAGCAGGAGAGGAACGCCAAGGAGAAUUUCUGGAAUAAACAAAUAAAAGGAACCGUUUGGAGAAAAAGCAACUAGAUGAAAAGAUGAAGCCGAUAAAAAAGCAGGGCCGGCGCUCCCCUCCCUCCACCCGGGCAAAAGGAGGGAAGCGGCGAGGAGCGGGGGAUGCCCCAGAAGGAGGAGAGAAGAGAGAUUCAGACGAGAACAGAGACAGAAGCAGAUCCCCGCAACACCGAACUCCCUCAUCUUCGUUUUCUUCUAACUCACAUUCAGAGUCAUCUCAGGUGGACGCAGCCAGAGCGCGGGACUCUUCAGACGGGGAGGGGCUGUCAGAAGCGACAGUGAUGGGGAAGCUGUCAUCAUCCUCCGAUGACAGAUCAGGGAGGUCUGCUGCGAGCAGCGGUGGCGGCAGCAGCCACUGUGACAGCAGCGGUAGCAGUUGUAGUAACAGUAGUACACCAAGCGCCAACAACAGCCCAAAUCCCGCCUCCAGCCGCAAAACAGCCACCUUCAAGGCCCGCGUCCCCAAAAAGAAGUACACCUCCGAACACUGCUCGUCUAAUACUGCUGGAAACCAUAGCAACCCUGCAUCGAGCACGCCCCCUCCUUUUCCUCUGAGCGGCGGAGUCCUCAGCCAGGAGUCAACGGGUCCAGGAUUCGACAUCAGCAUCUCCCACUCUGAAGGAAACGGUCAGAGCAGGAGCCUGAUGGAUGACUUCCGCAGUCAGACCACCAGUGGAGAGCGAUCUCAGGACUCCCCGGGACCUCCAACCCUUUCACUAGGAGCGGAAAAGCCCGGAGGAGGUCAUGGGGUGGCAGAUGCAGAGCAGGUGUCCCCAAGCCCACUGCCCCGCUGUUCCUCAACAGACACAGCCAGUGAGCAUUCGGCUGACCUGGAGGUAGUCGGUGACACACGCCCUCAAAUGUCCGCGCACACAGUGUCCAGUCUCCCCGAUGCACUGUCCGAUGCUCUGGCCAAAGGGCUGAAGAAUCAGCGCAUCCUCGCACGCCAGCUCAGGAGAAGAAGUGAUGAGGAGGGAGGAGGUGACAGGAGGCACGACUUGGUGUUCCGGGCUGGUGUGGUCCGUAAGGUCAGUGGUGAAUGUGGAAGCCUGGAGGUGCAGCUCAAUGGGGAGAAGAUGCUGUGCCGCUAUCCAUACAGACACGAUAGCCCCCCAGGGGUGGUGGACAUUAUCUUAGAUGCCCCGCCACCUGGUGUGCAUCCAGUACCCAUAGGCACCCGUGUCUGUGUGCCAUUUGGCAACGAGGAGGGCAGCGAGGGCCAGUGGCAGUGGUACCGAGAAGGUGUGGUGACACAGGUAGACCCACACCCUGCAGUGGCUAACCGCUACCGGGUCCUGCUCUCUGAAGAGAGGCCUCACUCUCUGGAUGAUGACGAAGAAGGCAGAGGUGCUACCCAGGCAGUGUGGGUCUCCCGACAAACUCUCCGGCUUCUGGUGCCGCCCUGGGACCUGGAUUUACCUUCUGCUGGGGGGCAUGAAGGAGAAGAGGGGGUGAGAGACCAGGAGAGAGAGCGGGAGGAGAGGGAAGACAUGGAUGUGGAGGUGAGCCAUUUGAGUCGAGGAAUGACCCCAAGCAUGGGAUCGGUGUUAGGAAGAGGAAUACCCUACCCAGGAAUGGUUCCUGCUUCCUCCACAUCGGGCCACAGCAUCACCUCCCAAGUUACUCCAGCUUCAGUCCUCAGUCUGGCUCCUGGCCGAGAGUGGGAAAUUGAGAAGGACCUGGAGAGAGAGAGGGACCCUCAGAGAAACCAGGGAAGAGAGAGGGAAAGAGAGCGAGAAAGGGAGAACAGUGCAAAGCAGCAGCAUCACCCAUACAUGCCCCUCACCCCUGAAGAAGACAUGGAAGUCUCCCACUUCAGCAUGGUCCCAGUUGGACCGAUCAUACCCGGGGCCAAACCUAUGGCAGUUCCCCAACACCAUCACAUUGUUUCUAAGCCCCCGUCUGGCUACCUCAACCCCCACUCCCACCUGUCUGUGGUGCGGGGCAUUGGGAUUCCCCCUUCCCACCUGACCUUGAACCCCCACCCUUCUCCUUCACCUGUCCUGUUAGGCCUUGACCCAGCCGCUGGCGCUGUCAUUACGACCUCUCAGCUUCCUCCUCUCCCUCCCAUCUCCUCUUCCACUACAUCCUCCUCCAGAGCCGAUAAGACGUCAGGGGGAGGUUCUGCCAGCAGUGGAGCAGGUGGUGGAUCCGGAUCAGGUUCGACCUCCUCCUCCUCGUCACGUUCCCGGACUCCGCUGACAGCUGCCCAGCAAAAAUAUAAGAAGGGAGACGUAGUGUGCACGCCAACAGGCAUUCGAAAGAAGUUCAAUGGGAAGCAGUGGAGGAGGCUGUGCUCUCGGGAAGGCUGCUCCAAAGAGUCCCAGCGACGAGGAUACUGCUCCAGACACCUCUCCAUGAGGACCAAGGAGAUGGAAGCAAGUGGAGGUGGCCGGGAUCGGGGCGGAGCCAGCAGCACAGGGACCUUAACACCAUCUGAACUCCGACUCAGCGGUGGGAGAGCCAGUUCAGAGUUUGACUGGGAUGAGACAUCACGGGAGAGCAGUGAGGCCAGCAGCCGCGGAGGAGACUCUCGCCCCCGCCUCGUCCUUCCCUCGCUGCUCCCCCAGGACCUCUCUCGUUUUGACUUCGAUGAAUGUGAGGCGGCAACCAUGCUCGUCUCUCUUGGGGGCUCUCGUUCCGGCACACCCUCAUUCUCCCCCAUCUCCAACCAGUCACCCUUCUCGCCAACACCGUCACCCUCCCCCUCUCCACUCUUUGGUUUCCGCCCUGCCAAUUUCAGCCCCAUCACUGCUACUGCCUCACUUACUCCACGCCGCCCCCGACAGCUCAGUGGUACUAAGAUGGGUACACCAGGUGCAGAGAGAGAGCGCCACCUGUCAGGGAUCGUGCCCACUUUUCAGACCAACCUGACUUUUACAGUCCCAAUGAGCCCCAGCAAGAGGAAGUUCGACUCCCACCCGCCCCCACCACUACCUGCUGUCCAGGACUACCAGACCAAACCAGAGCAACAGCAGCUGGUGGGCAUUGGGAGCGGGGUGGUGGGAGACCCACCCCUGGGCCACAGCCCUGCUGCCUUCAGAGUCCUCUCCCCCCAGAGUCAGCCCACAACACCUUCCUCACUUUCCUUUCCCCGUCCUCGUAGCGCCACCAGCAGGCCACCAUCCUCUGCCGCCUCCACGCCUCCACCCAUGCUAGUCUCUCCCACUCCUCCUUCACCACUGCCCCAGGAGCCCUCCCCACGCCGCAUCGUCCCCCUCCGGGAUUCCCCAGUCAUUGUACGCAACCCAGAUGUGCCCUUGGCCAAGUUCUCCGACGGCCCGUUAGGAAAGAGAGAGAGAAGCAGGUCGAGGGACCACAUCCAACACGCAGCCCCCCCAGGCCUGCAGGCCCCUGUCCCCAUCAACGGAGCAGCCACCAACGGGGCAGUUCUCCUCCGCAACCCCGCAUCCACACUUGUCCUGGUCACAUCCAGCUCGUCCUUGACUCCAGCCACAGGGGGCCAUGCUUCCCUCUCCAGCCCCUCCACUCCCGGGUCCAUGUCUUCAUCAUCGAGCUCUGUGCUGUCCUCGUCUGGUUCUGGAGGCAGGGAGAGGGAGAGGAAGCCUGAGGGACACCAGGACGCCUCUGGAGGGGCGCUGCCACAGCCGGUAGCCUGUCAUCCCACGCCAACAGCCCUGCUGCCCCUCAUACUGCCAGCGGAGUCUCCUCACCCUGCCCCACGCAAGCAAAUCAUCAUGGGGCGCCCGGGGACCGUUUGGACCAACGUGGAGCCUCGGUCGGUGCCAGUGUUCCCUUGGCAUUCGCUCGUCCCUUUCCUGGAGCCCAGCCAAUCAGGAGCGGCUGCCCAGCCUGCUGAUGGCCAGCAGCUUGUCAAUCAGAGCAAAGAGCCUCGCUGUGCUGUAGCCCUGGUGAGUGACGGGCGGACGGGCCCUCCAGACCUGGAGAGAGGAUCGCCGUCGUGCCCUCCCCCGACCAAUGACAAUCCUCCUGCAGACAGGGGUGGGGCGGACAGCGAGUUGGAGAGCGACCCAGAUGACCCGUUUUCCCCGGGUGUGGCCAACGAUCCAUCGCCUUCCACUGGACCCAUAAAGAGACGCACACAGUCUCUCAGUGCACUGCCCAAGGAUGGAGACAGAAAGAGGGAGAAGGACCACAUCCGCCGUCCCAUGAACGCCUUCAUGAUCUUCAGCAAACGUCACCGGGCACUGGUGCACCAGCGGCAUCCCAACCAGGACAACCGCACAGUCAGCAAGAUCCUGGGCGAGUGGUGGUACGCUUUAGGGCCCAAUGAGAAGCAGCAGUACCACGACCUGGCCUUUCAGGUGAAAGAGGCCCACUUCAGAGCCCACCCAGACUGGAAGUGGUGUAACAAGGACCGCAGGAAGUCUCUGUCAGAGGGCCGGGGUACCCCCAAGGAGCCACGGGAGAGGAGCAUGUCAGAGAGCAUAGACGCCCACUCGGAGUCCCAGGCACUGGAAGGGAAGGGGGGAGGCUCGGGCUGGCCGGGGGGAUUGGAGCGUCGAGGAGGGAUGUUUGGGGGGCCGUCCCACCGUCCCCGAGCCUUUUCCCAGAGUGCCGUGCACACCCUGGAGCAGAGGGAGUGGGAGAGAGACCUGGAGAAGGAGGACGGCGCUGGUUUGUUUCGUACCCGGCCUCAGUCGCUGUACCAGAGUGGGGCCGGUGAGGACGUGACCAGCGAUGAAGAACGGAUGGUCAUCUGUGAGGAAGAGGGGGACGAUGAUGUCAUGGAGGGAUGCCCUGAAGGCGCCAUCGACCUCAAGUGUCAAGAGAGAGUGACCGACAGCGAUGAGGACGAGCCAGAUGGACAGCAUGGCUUCCAGCCAUUGGCUCGCUCCUCUCUCCCCUCCUCCUCUCCCUCCAUCACCCACUCUGACUCCUCCUCGGCUAAAGGGAGCGGUGGCAGCGACGGAGGAGGUGCUGAAGAUGGGUCAGAGAAGAAGAGAAAGAGAGGCGCAGACGGAGGAGCGGAUGAGAGCGAGGGAGCACCCAAGACAGAGGAAGCGGCACCAGGUGGAGGAGAAGGAAGUGGAGCAGGUGGGCAGGGUGUCUGCUCUCUGUCCAUCUCCCAGCCUCCUCCAGGUUUGACCCAGGCUGGCGUCCGCAUGGCUCCCACUAUGGUGACCAACGUGGUACGCCCCAUCGCCAGCACGCCCAUCCCCAUCGCCAGCAAGCCGGUGGAAGGCCCCAUCACCCUCAGCGCCAUGCCGCAGGACAAGAAAGCCACUCUCCUGAUUGGAGGUGGUGGAGCUCAGCAGCUGCCGAUCGCCGCAGGGGGUGGGUACCUGUCGUCCUCCUCCCCUGGUCCAGUCAGUGUAACCUCUGUAGGGGGCAGCAGCCUGCUCACUAGCCUAGGUCUGGGACCCUCCCAAACAGUGGAGCUCCUCUCCUUACACAUCCAAAGCCCCCUACCUGUCCUCCAGCUCCACCCCACUGCCGCCACCACCUCCUCUCUCACACCUCCCGCCUGCCCCACGCCACUGGGACAGGCGCAGUACAUCCUGCCCACCGAGAGCCCUUCCUCCCCUCAACUCACUCACCAGCAAAUCCUCUCCCUGCCCGCAAAUGCCGCCCUGGCCAAUGGCGUGCACUCGGGGGCGGGAAUCAGAGUCAGCCCCGGGACUAGAGUCCAAACCCAGUCGCCAGUCUUGCAGAGCAAGAUGUUGGUUCCCAUGGCAACAGUGAGAACCGGGUCUACUCCUCCUCAUCCUUCCAUUUCCCUGGUGGCUCCGCCCCUUCCUGUGCAGAACGGCAACGCGACAGGAAACAAGAUCAUUCAGAUCGCCUCCAUGCCUGUUGUACAGACCAACGUCCACCCUAACGGCACAGCAGCGGUGCAUCCUGGGAGCCCCUUUCCUGUUUCCAUGGCAACAGUGAUGGCUCCCGGUGCUGCGCCCCCACAGACCGUUCUCCUGACCUCUCCACCCACCAGGAUCACUUAUGUCCAGUCAGGUCCGGGAAUUACCACAGCAACGCCCCAGCAAGGUCCACAGCCUUCAGGUCCUGCAUAUCUCCAGCCACCUCUGGCAACCCUGAGCUUCGCCGCCAUCGCCCCGGCUCCACAAACGCUGGUUCAGCCAGUCGUCGGUCAGCCUCCGCUACUAGCUCCAGCUCAGCCCCUUAGCUGUCAGUCACAGAGCUCUCCGGGGCAGCCAGCAGCCAGCGCCGGUCGUCAGGUACUAACUGCCAUCUACCCUGCACCAGCCGCUGCUCUACCCACUGGUGUGGUCUCAGUGACACCCAUGCCACCUGCAGUGGCAGCUCCAGCCCAGGACGUGACAAACCCUCCCUCUCCGCUGGCUUUAGGGCUGCAGGGUUCAGCGGCGGCGACCCCUCAGCCUGGCAUGGGAACAGAGGUGGAGGUGAAGUGUGAGAGCCAGCUGGAUGUUCAGGGGUUGUCGAGCUGUGCCAUCAGCUCCUCGAUGGCCACCGGUGCAAGCAGCAGCGUGGCAGUAAAAGAGGAGGACACCGCUCAGUACGUCAAAGAAGAAAAGAUGACAGACGGAUACGACAGAGAGAACCAAAAUGAGAUGGACGAGGAGCUGGAGAGAGGGAUGAAGGACAGCAUGGAAAAGAAGCGAAGCAGAGAGACGGACAGAGAGGCGCACAGCGCGGGCAGCAGCAGCAAAGAGGCUGGACCUCGUUCCCCACCUCCACCACCGCCCUCAGGUUUGGACCCCCCUCCUCCUCCACCUGCAGAAAGAGAUCAGCCCUCUUCCUCAAAGAAGACCAAGUUUCGGCCCCCGCCACUCAAAAAGACGCCCGACUCUCAUGACAAGCUCCUGUCGGAGACGUACUUUGAGGAACGCUUCGCUGAGCUGCCAGAGUUUAACCCAGAGGAGGUCCUUCCCUCGCCCACUCUGCAGAGUCUGGCCACCUCACCGAGAGCAAUCCUGACAAGCUACCGCAAGAAGAGACGCAACUCCACGGACCUUGAGCUGUCUGGAGAAGACCCCAGCUCCCCAAGGAGAAAGACUCGACGUCUGUCCAACUGCAGCUCAGAGCCCAACACCCCCAAGAGUGCCGCCAAGUGUGAGGGAGAGAUCUUUACCUUCGACAGAGCAGGUACGACACGUACGGCAGCUGAUGCAGGGAUGCAGAGAUGGACCGACAUCGGUCUGAUGCACCUUUCUGUGAAAUCAGGUCCAGAAGGCGACGUUCCCAUGGGAGACUUGGACAGGGUUUCCUACUCGUCUCUGCGCAGAACACUGGAUCAGCGCCGGGCGCUCGUCAUGCAGCUGUUUCAGGAACACGGCUUCUUCCCCUCAGCUCAGGCCACAGCUGCCUUCCAGGCACGCUACUCCGACACUUUCCCCAACAAGGUGUGCCUGCAGCUGAAAAUCCGGGAAGUCCGUCAGAAGAUCAUGCAGACAGCCACGCCGGGAACCUUCGAGCCCGGAGCUUUGGCCGAAGCCAGCCCCGCCCCUUCCCACAGCUCCUCUUUCAAUCAAUCAGUCCGGGAGGACGCAGGGGCAGAGCAGCAGCUAGACAAAGGGCGGAGCCCCGAGGAGCCGAAGAGCGAGGGAUUGUAAGCUGGAGAGGGCGACGGAGCAGAAGAAUUGAGGAAAGACAAAGAGGGAGAGAAAGAGGAGUGUGCUAACCAGUGAGGUCCGUUCUACUGGCACUAAUCUCCACCAGACCUGGGCAGAGAUGUGGAAUAUGGUCACAAAUAUUCAAACUACUCAAGGCGCGCUCGGAUCAUCUAAUCAGACCUUUAAAAAAAACGCCUCAAACGUGGUCGAAUCACAUGCAAGUCACGAUGAGUCAAGUGCUUCUUGUAGUGUUGUCUCCGUUUAUUUUCCAAGUAUCCAGAAUAUCUUCAGUUAACCCUUUU
Archocentrus centrarchus (flier cichlid) is the source of this 8155-nucleotide messenger RNA. It is a transcript of the gene cica, whose product is annotated as capicua transcriptional repressor a. Gene Ontology annotation, molecular function: RNA polymerase II transcription regulatory region sequence-specific DNA binding; DNA-binding transcription factor activity, RNA polymerase II-specific. The record is from RefSeq and is a predicted model, not a curated record. Gene Ontology annotation, biological process: regulation of transcription by RNA polymerase II. The coding region runs from base 363 to 7853 and encodes 2496 amino acids. Gene Ontology annotation, cellular component: nucleus. The transcript is spliced from 21 exons. NCBI's taxonomy places the organism in Eukaryota, Metazoa, Chordata, Actinopteri, Cichliformes, Cichlidae.